AUGUUGUCAACUAGCUAUUACCUCAUUAUUGUCGUGUUAUGCGGAUUGUUGCUCGCUUUGCAACGGAGGAGAGCGACUAAGAGACAAUUUGCGGGACUACCACGGGUUGGAAUUGAUCCAGGCUUGUUGGGUGUGCGGUUGAGAGCCGCGAAGGAUGAGUUUUUUACCCAAGGGCAGAAGCUAUUGGAACAGGGCUAUGAACAGUACAAAGACACGCCGUACAUCAUUCAAACAUGCGACAACGAGCGUCUCGUCAUCCCAGACAAGUACAUUGAGGAACUCAAGAAUCUUCCAGACACCCAGAUCAGCUUCAAAGAAGAGCUGUUAGAAAGAUUCAUGGGGAGAUAUACCAGGCUUAAUGCAGUCAGAAAAACGAAUAUCCAUCGUGACAUUGUCAGGCACCAGUUGACAAAAGGUUUAGGUGACCUAUUGCCGCAGAUGAAAGAGGAGGCAGACCUGGCCCUGAAAAAUGUCCUCGGUGAAAGCAACUCGGAAGAUUACGUUCCCAUUAAAGCGUCGUCCGUCAUCUUCGCUGCAAUCGGCCAAAUCACCUCUCGCCGGGUCAUUGAUGAACCCGCCAUCUCGCGUGACCCAGUAUGGCUCGAGACCAUCAUGGGCUUCACAGCCUCUGUCGCCAUAUUUUCAAUGACCAUGAGACCGAUCUCGCCUACCCUACGCCCCAUAGCUCAGUACUUAUUGCAAUGCGGUCGAAAGCUGCGCGCCGACAUUGCCCAAGUAACAAAGCUUUUGGCGCCAACAAUUAAACUUCGUCAACAGCAUCUCGCAGAUAAUAAUUCCAGAAGCUCGGAGAAAAGCGCCUAUCCGGUAGAUGAAGAUAACCAACCACAAGACUUCGUACAGUGGCUAGCUGAGUCCGCCCAGGGAUCGGAUGCACAGCCCGAAGCCAUUGUCAUGAAAAUUCUGUUCCUCAUCGUCGCAGCAAUGCACACAAGCGCCAUCACAGCCAUCCACGCCCUCUAUGACCUAUGCUCCCACCCAGACUUCAUGAAUGAGCUGCGAGCCGAGGCUCUUGAAGAGAUCCGUCUCAACGGCUGGUCAAGCACCGCCUUACUGCGAUUGCGGAAGAUGGACAGCUUCCUCAAGGAGAGCGGCCGCGUCAACUCCGCUGGGAUCGUUUCGUUUCAACGUUUGGUGAUGGCACCCAUCCGACUCUCCAACGGCUUCGUCAUCCCGGCGGGUACACAUAUAUGCGCCGCUUCCGACGCACGCUCGCGCGACCCCGCGUUGUACGAGUCGCCGACUGAGUUCCGGCCCCUACGGUUCUAUACGCCAUCCACUGGUCCGGAUAAGGAGACCGACGCCGCGAAUUUGUUCAGUUCUGUUGCAUCAGGAGACUCGUGGUUUGGAGCGGGUCGGCAGGCAUGUCCCGGUAGAUGGUAUGCAAGUGCCCAGAUCAAGUUGGUCCUGUGUUUGUUACUGGUCGACUACGAGAUCAAGUAUCCGAAGGGACAGACGGAGAGGCCGAGGAAUUGGGUCAAAGACGAGAAAACGGGACCAGAUAUGGAACAGAUGAUCAUGGUUAAACGAAUGGUGGAUGUUUGA
Truncatella angustata is the source of this 1563-nucleotide messenger RNA. RefSeq names its product cytochrome P450. The record is from RefSeq and is a predicted model, not a curated record. NCBI's taxonomy places the organism in Eukaryota, Fungi, Ascomycota, Sordariomycetes, Amphisphaeriales, Sporocadaceae. Gene Ontology annotation, molecular function: oxidoreductase activity, acting on paired donors, with incorporation or reduction of molecular oxygen; heme binding; monooxygenase activity. The coding region runs from base 1 to 1563 and encodes 520 amino acids. The transcript is spliced from 4 exons.